Molecule: messenger RNA, 1272 nt
Organism: Triticum turgidum subsp. durum (durum wheat)
Lineage: Eukaryota; Viridiplantae; Streptophyta; Magnoliopsida; Poales; Poaceae
Source: the annotation of a GenBank genome assembly
AUGGACCCCGCCGCCGCCGCCGGGGCUCCGGCGGCCGCUGCGCAGCCACCGCCCCCUCCUCCUCCUCCUUACCUGCCCCCGCGGCUGGUCAUCGACGGCGCCGGAGGCGGCUCGGGCGCCGCCGUGAGGGCCUGCCGGCACCACGCCUACAGCCGCAAGCAGAAGUCCCUCGGCCUCCUCUGCUCCAACUUCGUGGCGCUGUACGACCGGGACGACGUGGAGACGGUGGGGCUGGACGACGCCGCCAGGCGGCUCGGCGUCGAGAGGCGCCGGAUCUACGACAUCGUCAACGUGCUCGAGAGCGUCGGGGUGAGCCUUGUGAGGAGGGCCAAGAAUCGGUACACAUGGAUCGGAUUUGAGGGCGUCCCUGCCGCGCUCAAGGAGCUCAAGGAGAGGACACUGAGAGAGAUGUCUGGAUUAGCUCCGCCACCGGAGGAAUCAUCUGCUGCCAAUGUGUCGGACGAUGAAGACGACGAUGAUAAAUUGGGCGAUGCAGAUGGGGACGCCGACAGCGAGAAGCUUAGCCAGUCCCUCGACAAUGCUUCUGAUAAGCCUGACGUGCCCAUGUGCCCACCUAGAUCUGUAGACCAUAGGAAGGAGAAGUCGCUUGGGCUGCUCACGCAGAAUUUUGUCAAGCUCUUCCUCACCAUGGAGGUUGAGACAGUCUCACUUGACGAGGCUGCAAGGCUGCUCCUUGGAGAGAGACAUGCCGAGAGCAAUAUGAGAACUAAGGUUCGUCGACUGUAUGACAUUGCCAAUGUGCUAUCUUCUUUGAACCUCAUUGAGAAGACACAGCAGGUGGACUCCAGAAAACCUGCAUUCCGGUGGCUCGGUCAGGCAAAGCGAAAGGAAGGUGCCACUGUCACGGUUGCUUUACCACCAUCCAGGAAGAUUAUGUCUAGCAAGAGGGCAUUUGGUACCGACAUCACAAACAUUGACAAUAAGAGGGGCAAGUUAGUCUUGGAAACAGAGAACAAACCCAAACUCAUGCAGGGUGGCAGCAGCAUGUUGAAAACUUUCGAGAGUCAGCUCGGGCAAGGGAAGAGUAGUGGCUUUGUUUAUGGGCCCUUCCACCCUGCUGGUGCAAGGAAACAUGAAGUUGAUGAUCAGACAGUGAGGGAGAAUGAGAUGAAGAACAUUCAAGACUGGGAGAGUCUCGCUGUUUCAUUCCGUCCACAGUACCAAAAUCACGCGCUGAAUGAUCUUUUUGGCCAUUAUGUUGAAGCAUGGAAAUCAUGGUACUUGGAUCUUACACGGGAUUCGACCUCAUGA